Nerophis ophidion (straightnose pipefish) is the source of this 2015-nucleotide messenger RNA. Its product is annotated as glycine N-acyltransferase-like protein 3. Lineage: Eukaryota; Metazoa; Chordata; Actinopteri; Syngnathiformes; Syngnathidae. The transcript has 7 exons. The coding region runs from base 378 to 1214 and encodes 278 amino acids. Gene Ontology annotation, molecular function: glycine N-acyltransferase activity. Gene Ontology annotation, cellular component: mitochondrion. The record is from RefSeq and is a predicted model, not a curated record.
CGCGAAUUGUAGCUGUAAAUAUACUCCUCCCCUCUUAACCAAUCCCCACCUCCCGAAAUCGGAGUUCUCAACAUUGGCAAGUAUGUCUAAGAGCUUCCUGUACUCUUCUUCAUUAGGCUUGUUUACAAGAGCUUCAGCCAUCCAACAACGUGAGGGUUCCAGGUUUGAUUCCAGCUUCCGCCAUCCUAGUCACGCCCGCCGUGUUCUAGGGCAGUGGUUCUCAACCUUUUUUCAGUGAUGUACCCCCUGUGAACAUUUUUUUAAUUCAAGUACCCCCUAAUCAGAGCAAAGCAUUUUUGGUUGAAAAAAGAGGGGGAACAAGCAGUAAAGCUUGCAGGGAAAACAGCGCUGGAUGACAGAAUUUUUGCUCGCCAAAAAUGAAGGUCCUACAAAAAGAUGAGAUCAAGAUAGCUGAGAGUAUUCUACAAAAAGAUCUACCCAAGAGUUUUCAGGUCUAUGGAUUCUUAUAUGCUUACAACAGGAGCAAACCGAGCAAUCUAAUGUUCAUUGUUGAUACAUGGCCUGAUUUUAAAGUCAUCAUUUGCCAACCUGACCCUGAGAAUAAUCUUGCCUUGGAAUGGGUAAAAAAGAUAACAUUUUACUGCAAGGAUGAGCAGAUUUUGAAGAAAAUGUUAUUAAAGGAUGAAGUAGUUGACUGGAGCAGUUAUUUUAUUGUUGGAGGCAUUGACAGCAUUCAUACCCUCACGCUCAAAGAGGUUUCAUCGAACAGACAAGUCAGCUACAAACCUAUGGUGUCUACACAUCUUCUGUAUUUGCCAGACCGUAGCUCUCUGAUCACGCCAGUAUUUGACAGUGCCCUUGAAUCAAGGGUUUCACCUCUCAGUCCUUCCCAUGUUGACCUGGUGAAUCAAACCUGGAAGUUUGGAGGACAUGAACACGGGUACAACAAAAUUAAAGUCCUGGUCAGCAACAUGCCUUCAUGCUGCAUCACUGAUGAUCAGGGUCGACCUGUAUCAUGGAUUCUUUCAUAUGAGUACAUGGCAAUGGGCAUGUUGUAUACUAUGCCCGAGCACAGACGAAAAGGGUAUGCCAAAGUGUUGGUCUAUACCAUGGCCCAGACACUCCUUAAUCAGGGUUACCCGGUGUUCUGCUUCAUUGAGGAGGAAAACACGGUCUCAUUUAAGCUUUUUAAAAGCCUUGGCUUUAUUGAGGAUCCCUCAUACAGAGUAGUUUGGGCUCAGUUGAACUUGUGAUGUUGAAAAGCGGCAAAAUUGUAUGCACCUAGGAUGACAUAAACUAGAUUUAUCUGAAUUUGUCAACCAAAGUGCCAACAUCUUACCCAGUCAGCACUCAUUAGUGUGUUAUAAUAAAUAGGUCUAUUGGCAACACUAAAUUGGCUGUAGUGUGUGAAUGUUGUCUGUCUAUCUGUGUUGGCUCUGGGAUGAGGUAGCGACAUGUCCAGGUUGUACCCCGCAUGCCGCCCGAAUGCAACAGCAAUAGGCUCCAACACCCCCGUGAUCCCAAGAGGGACAAGCAGUAGAAAAUAGAUGGACAGAUGGAUGAAUGAAAAAGCCCUUCCCUGAACAUAGCCACACGCUACCUAAUGGCAACAUGAAUCACUUUUUGCACGUUAUAAUUGCAAUGUAAGGUAUUUCUUCAAAGCCCAAAUGUGGCAGUUACGGACUAAAGUACACGGUAAAUUCAACCAUGACUUCAAGUUAUUUUGUUCAGCUUGUGGUAACAGCCCCCUUGAGACUGGGCUAAGCUCCUUUAUAUAAUUGUAUUCAUUUGUUCCACUUUACGGUUAUUAUAUUGAGAUCACCAGUAUAACUUCACCAAUAACAAUAAAAUACACGUGUAACUUAUAUAUUAUCGAGACAUACUAAUAUAGGUAUGAUAUACUAUGUUUAUUGUACUUUCAGCAUUAAUAUUUUCUUAAUACACUUUCACUUGUAUCCAUGUAACAUUGUAUCAGCAUGAUUUAAAGGCAAUCUUUUGUAACCCAAAUAUUCCAUCUGUGUAAUCAAUAUACAAAUAAACUUGAAGCAUUUUUA